CUCCCCUCUAUCUGCUCUGCACUAGAGACAAGACGAUCAUGGCGCCUGGCGCAGUCAGCACAGACAACUUCACGACGGCCAAUGCUGCCAAGGUGGAGGUCGAGACAAAGGGCAAGGCUGCGGGAGCCGAAGAGGGUCUGGGAGGCGGAAAGACAUUUGCGAGGCAGCACGAGCUGCCCAAGCUGCCAGUGCCCAAGCUCGAGGACAGCCUGGAAAAGUAUCUGACGGCGCUCAAGCCGAUCCAGAGACCAGAGGACCACAAGAGGACGCAGGAGGUCGUCGAGCAGUUCCUCAAGAAUGAAGGCCCCAAGAUCCAGGCGGAACUCGAGGCUUAUGCGAGCGACAAGUCCUCAUACAUCGAGCAGUGGUGGGAUGAGAGCUACCUCAGCGCCAGUGACUCGGUCGUGCUCAACCUGAACCCCUUCUUCAUCCUCGAAGACGACCCCACACCCUCGCGAGGAAAUCAGCUGAUGCGAACCGCGAGCCUGAUCCUCGCCAGCCUGGCCUUUGUUCACGAUCUUCGCGCUGGCGUUCUGGAGCCCGACACGGUGCGAGGCACCCCUCUGGACAUGUUCCAGUACACUCGCCUGUUCGGUACCUCUCGUAUUCCGACCGAAGACGGCUGCAGGAUGGAGACUUCGAGCAGCAGCAAGCACGUUGUCGUCAUGAGGCGAGGCCAAAUCUACUGGUUCGAUGCCCUCGACGAAAAGAACCGCCUCCUGCUCACCGAGCGGGCGUUGCUGGGCAACCUCAAGGCCAUUGUCCGAGACGCAGACCAGACGGACCCCAGGGAUGUGGCCGAGCACGCCAUCGGCAUCCUGUCGACCGAGAACCGAAAGACAUGGUCGCACUGCCGCAACGUGCUCAAGUCGAACGAGCACAAUGCGCGCUGCCUCGAGGUCGUCGACUCGGCCCUCUUUGUUGUAUGCAUGGACGACGCUGAACCAGAAGACGCCGCCCAGCUUUCCAACAACAUGCUCUGCGGCACCUACCAGCUCCAAGAUGGCGUCCAGGUGGGCACAUGCACCAACCGGUGGUACGACAAGCUCCAGAUCAUCGUCUGUGCGAACGGAGCGGCCGGUAUCAACUUUGAACACACAGGUGUUGAUGGCCACACGGUACUGCGCUAUGUGGCUGACGUCUAUACCGAGCUCAUCAUGCGAUUCGCAAAGAGCAUCCACAGCGCCACCAAGAGCCUCUUCCAUGCCUCCACGAGCCCCUAUGCAAAGGGCGCCGGUAAGAAGGCGACGGACAACGGUGAAGAUUUGGAAGUGGCCCAAAGAGUUGCGAGGGCUACGGCACCGAAAAAACUCGAGUGGGCACUGGACCAAGAGCUCAACGAUGCAAUCAAAUUCGGCGAGACGAGGCUGUCCGACCUCAUCUGCCAGAACGAAUGCCAGGUUCUUGAGUACACUGGCUUUGGCAAGAACUUCAUCACACGGCACAAGUUCUCGCCAGACGCCUUUGUCCAGAUGGCCUUCCAAGCAGCCUAUUUCUAUCUCUAUGGCCGGAAUGAGACGACGUACGAGCCGGCCAUGACCAAGGCAUUCUUGCAUGGUAGAACAGAGGCCAUUCGUACAGUGUCGCCUGCCUCUGCUGAAUUUGUCAAGACGUUCACCGCCAAAGGUGAGAGUGCAACGAAGAAGCUCAACACACUGCGCAAGGCCUGUGAAGCGCACACAAAGCUAUCCAAGGCGUGUGCAUCGGGUAAAGGAUUCGACCGACACCUGUACGGCCUACGGUGUCUGGUAAAGGAGCUCCAGCAGCAGGGAAAGUGGACCGACGAGAUCCCCGACCUCUUUACCGAUUCGGGCUACGACAAGAUCAACCACACCGUUCUGAGCACGUCAAAUUGCGGCAACCCGGCCCUGAGGCUCUUUGGGUUCGGACCCGUGGCCCCCGAUGGCUUUGGGCUGGGCUACAUCAUCAAGGACGACGCCAUCAGCGUGUGUGCCGCCAGCAAACACCUCCAGACAAAGCGCUUCCUCAACACGCUGUCCAAGUACCUCGACGAGAUUCGCGAGGUUCUCAUCGAGAACUACAAGGCGGCCAACGUCAGACAGGUCGAGACGUACAUCGACCACCAGGGCAGGGAGUGCGACAUUCGAACGGGCAUGCCCAUCGGCUCGCACCAGCACAAGAACAGUCUGAACAAUGGCUAUGACCUUGGCGACGAAGAGGGACCCAGCCCUGCCGGCUACUCGUUCUACGGAGAACAGCAGCAAGAGCAGAAGCGCGGAAAGACAAGAUCGGACUCUGAUGUCAAGGCUUCGAGAAUCGAGGGUGUGGGCAGGUUGCUGAUCCAUAACGAGUACUGAUUCGUUUUGCUUGCAUAUUUUGUAGUGGAAAUGGAAAAUCAUCAUC
Messenger RNA from Acaromyces ingoldii, 2364 nucleotides. RefSeq names its product acyltransferase ChoActase/COT/CPT. The record is from RefSeq and is a predicted model, not a curated record. Lineage: Eukaryota; Fungi; Basidiomycota; Exobasidiomycetes; Exobasidiales; Cryptobasidiaceae. Gene Ontology annotation, cellular component: mitochondrion. Gene Ontology annotation, biological process: carnitine metabolic process. Bases 39 to 2318 code for a protein of 759 amino acids. The transcript is spliced from 6 exons. Gene Ontology annotation, molecular function: carnitine O-acetyltransferase activity.